AAACUCACCCAGUUUGUUUGCCGCCGUUUGUUUACAUUCGUUCCGCGCGAGCAUCAUUCCACAAUGUCCAAAAAAUACGGUUUAAUCGAUCGUGCCGCUGAUGCCGGUCCGGUGAAAAAGCAUGCCGCCUUCGCCAGCGACUCCGACUCGGACGAGGCCGGCACGAGCAAGGUGAAGAUCGAGCUGGGCGCCAACCAGAAACGCCAGGCGCAGGCCGCGCAGCAGAAAGCGAUCGAGGAAGACCCGACGAUCUAUCAGUACGACGAGCUGUACGACGAUAUGGUGGAGCAGCGGGAAAAGACGGCCACCCAGGGGAAGGAGCAGGCGGUGGACCGGAAACCGAAGUACAUCGGCAAGCUGAUGGAGACGGCCGAGCGGCGGAAGAAGGAACAGGAGCGCCGGAUCGAGCGGCAGGUGCAGAAGGAGCGCGACGCGGAGGGCGAAAAGUUUAAGGACAAGGAAUCGUUCGUCACGUCCGCAUACCGUGCCAAGCUGGAGGAGAUGAAGAAGCUGGAGGAGCAGGAAAAGCGCGAAGAGUACCUGGAGACGAUCGGUGACGUUACGAAGCAGUCCGAUUUGGGCGGGUUUUAUCGUCACAUUUACCAGCAGAAGACCAAGAACGAGGAGAAAGGUGAUGGUGAGAAGGAGGAGAAGGAGGGCAAGGUGGACACAAAAGCGGAAGAGGUGAAGGAAGCGGUGGAAGAGCGUGAAAAAGAGUCCCCGGAGAAGGUGGAAAAGCCGGAGCGUCCAAAGGUGUCCUCACAGCGGGAAAGGAAAUAUCGUAAACGAGUGUCGGAUGAUGAGAACGAGCCCGCGGCGGAAAGUAAUGAGCCCAAGGAGAGGACACAUUUGCAGUCGAACUUGGAUGCGGAUUCAGAUUUUAGCAUCGAUUCGGACAGUAGCAGCGAGGAUUCGGAAGGUGAGCAGGAAAAGGAUCAACCAAAGGGUGAGCCUGUUGAGGGAGACAAGGAAACGAACGGACAUGCAGCAAGUGCACCCACCGUGCCGGUUGAAGGUGCCCAGGAAUCGGUGAAAGAGGAGGACACGGUGGAGGAAGAACCGGCAGCGAAAAAGCCCAAACCACCGCCGAUCGACAUCUGGAAGAAGCGAACCGUUGGCGAUGUGUUUGAGGCGGCCCGGCAACGAUACUUCGAACGACGCCAGAUGCAAGAAUCCUGCUAACUUUCAAAUAAACAAGCAAAUACACGGCUGAGGGUGUUAAGAUAA
Molecule: messenger RNA, 1227 nt
Organism: Anopheles merus
Lineage: Eukaryota; Metazoa; Arthropoda; Insecta; Diptera; Culicidae
Product: nuclear speckle splicing regulatory protein 1
Exons: 2
Coding region: 64-1182 (372 amino acids)
Biological process (GO): regulation of alternative mRNA splicing, via spliceosome
Source: RefSeq, a predicted model, not a curated record